UUCAAAAUGGAUUAUUCUAGGCCAAUAUGAUUUUGACAUUUGUGAGCUAUUUUUGUUAUGGCUACCAGUAGUUCAGAUGACAGUUAUAAAGCACCAAGAGAUUUUCAUUUAUCUUCUUCAAUUGAGGACAGUGCCAGUCGUUUAAGUGUUAAUGGCCAAAAGUGUAUUUUAUGUAACAAUUGUAGAAAAACGUUUCAUUGCAAACAAUGUAUUAGAUUAGGCGAUUUCGUUCAUUCAGCGUCGCACUUCUCUGAGAGAUUUAGUGAUAAACAACUUCGAUAUAUUAGGUUUAAAUCUGGAAGACAGAUUGUAGAAAAUAAGUGUUGUGAUUUUUUAAGACAAAAGAAAAGUCUGAACGAUAUUAAAACUGAUCUUAAAUUUACAAAAGAACGUAUUAAAUUAUUGCAAUUAAUAGUGAGUGAUAAACGUGAAAUCAUAAAAAGAAGAUUUACUGAAUUAGAACACUUAAAAGAGCAUAAUACCAAAUUGCGAAUAAAGUUGCCUAAAUAUGGUGAUCGAGUUGAGAAAUUGCAGCAGUAUUUACAGGAUAAAAAUGAAGAUCUUGAAAUGCAAAAAAAGAAAAUUGAAAAAACUUAUACUGUGUUAAAAGAUUGUGUUAAGACUAAUAUAAAAAUUCUUUUAAAAUAUAUAUUUCCUAUAACUCCUAUAUAUCCACAAUUGAAUCGAACAGAAGAAGAUGUUUCACAAGAUACAGUUGCAGCAUUAGCAGAGGCUACAAGGACAUCAUAUGUUAGAGGGACAUGGGUUUUUACAGACAGUUCACAUUCCAGUGAACUACAAUACUGUAUUGUAGCACCUUGUCUACCUGGCACAGGAAACUAUAUGGCGUACAAUGAUUGGGUAUCAGCUAAUAAAGAUGGUGUACCAUCAUCAUCCUAUACAGAAGGUGUAGCUCAGAAUCCAGCUUUUCGAAUAAGUGCAGGAUUAACAUUUACUGCUCAACUAUUACAUGUGCUAGCAUACUAUUUAGAUGUUAGAAUGCCUUUCAAGAUGAUGUAUAGUGAUUUCUGCAGCAACGAUAUGACCUAUAGCCAAUUUUCACGUCGUGUAGCUAGGCUCAAUUCCAAUGUAUUGUGCCUUUGUGUAUCUCAAGGAGUUUCUUCGGAACUCAUUCAUCCUGUGCAGACUCUUCAAAACAUUAUGCAUUUGUUAAAUGCUGAAAUUAGCGAUAUCGGACGAGUUGGUCCAUUAGAGCCUCAAUCAUGGCUAACUGCAUCAGCAAUUUCUCAGUUAGUUAGAGAUCGAACUAAUGGGGAUGAAUCUAACUCAGAAGACGGUGAUAAUCUACCUCCUGAAUGGGAAGCGGUUCCCUUGGUCGAAGUCAAUGAUAAUAUUACUGGGUUAUUAUCACAUUCACCUCCACAACAAGCCAUGAGCACUCAACAGGCCACUAGUAUGGCUGGAGGUUUAGUUACUUCUGCUGCCGCAAGUAUAUAUAGCAUUUGGAGAGGCUGGACAGCUCGAAAUUGAUUACUAUUGAUAUUGGUAUUUUUAAUUUAAUCAUAAAAUUGAUUGGCAAUAUGUAUGUAUAUACAUAUAUAUUCUAAAAA
Ctenocephalides felis (cat flea) is the source of this 1571-nucleotide messenger RNA. Its product is annotated as beclin 1-associated autophagy-related key regulator-like. The transcript has 7 exons. Gene Ontology annotation, cellular component: extrinsic component of omegasome membrane; mitochondria-associated endoplasmic reticulum membrane contact site; extrinsic component of phagophore assembly site membrane. Lineage: Eukaryota; Metazoa; Arthropoda; Insecta; Siphonaptera; Pulicidae. The record is from RefSeq and is a predicted model, not a curated record. Bases 58 to 1491 code for a protein of 477 amino acids. Gene Ontology annotation, biological process: autophagosome assembly; cellular response to starvation; mitophagy. Gene Ontology annotation, molecular function: protein binding.